Messenger RNA from Metschnikowia bicuspidata var. bicuspidata NRRL YB-4993, 411 nucleotides. RefSeq lists its product as uncharacterized. The record is from RefSeq and is a predicted model, not a curated record. The coding region runs from base 143 to 358 and encodes 71 amino acids. The transcript has a single exon. NCBI's taxonomy places the organism in Eukaryota, Fungi, Ascomycota, Pichiomycetes, Serinales, Metschnikowiaceae.
CUCCGCCAAUAAAACCGGCCGCCACAUCUUUUGCUUUUCUGCUAAAGGAUUCAUCGACGGACAUUUUUUCUGCUUCUUGAACAAACGAAUGUCUAGAAAAGUAUGAGAUGGAAUGACAGUGGAGCAAUGGGGUUAGGAGUCCAUGACGCCGCUAUCGUGUGCUUCGAUCAGACAAGCGCACGUGACCAUCUUUUUAAUGGGUGCAAAUUUCGCCUGCGCAGGGGCCGUGGAUGCCCAAUGCGUCAAACAAUACGGGAGAGUUCGACACGUCUCAAAAAUGCAUCUUGAUUCAUUUCACGACAAUUCAGUCUCACCCGCUACUAGAUUAUGGAACGGAAGGCGAGUACGUUUGAUGUAGACUAUGCACUACGUAUAUUCUGACAAAUUAAUAUCAAAGACCGUACAAAGUUG